GGGAAAAGGGUCGCGCGGCAGCGUAAAUAAUUGAUCGCUACGAACGUGGGACGUUUCGGAUGGGAUCUCUCCAUGUGAUUCAGUGAGAGCAGCUGCAGUUCCCCUCACAGACAACACUCACACUGCCUUUCUGCCACUGCCAGAGCAACAAGGACGUCCUUCUUUUGCCUAGAAACCGGAGAUGUUAGGAACGAGCAGUUAAAGCCUCGCCGUGCCAUUGUCGCUUAACUUUCAAUUCUGGGGAGUUAAUCAGCUUCUAGAGACAUUUGAAAUCGCCCUACAGAUCUGGUGAAAGGACUACUUGAAAAGCUUAACCUGAAUGUAAUAUUUGGUUGAAGAAGGCAGGAAUAAAAAGCCAUCAUCAUGAAUUUUGUAAUGAAGCAAGCGUUGGGAGGGGCGACCAAAGACAUGGGGAAAAUGCUAGGCGGUGAGGAGGAGAAGGACCCUGAUGCUGAUAGGAAGGAGGAAGAAAGACAGGAAGCCCUCAGGCAACAGGAGGAAGAGAGGAAGGCGAAGUAUGCAAAAAUGGAGGCGGAAAGAGAAUCGAUUCGACAGGGCAUCAGGGACAAGUAUGGCAUAAAGAAGAAGGAAGAGAAAGAGGCCGAGGCACAGGCAGCCAUGGAGCAGGCGUCAGAAGGCAGUUUGACCCGUCCUAAAAAAGCAAUCCCUGCCGGCUGCGGCAAUGAAGAAGAGGAAGAGGAGAGCAUCGUGGAUACGGUCAUGAAGUUCCUCCCAGGCCCGCUUCAAGAUAUGUUCAAUAAAAAGUAACAGUGGUUCAUAACAAGUCAAAAUCAUUAAUGUCAAGAAAUCCACCACCUUUCUCCCUUUCACCUUUAUCACAUAUGUUCUAAGAUCUCUGGACUCGAUCUACGUGCCAUAACAUCUGUCUUUAACUUUUACUAGAAAUGUAAUAUAUAUAUAUAUAUAUACAGUUUAUAUAUAGAUAUAUACAUGCUUGCCUUGCUUCUCUGUUUAAAGACAAAUGUAAAGCCCCAUGAGUCCAGACCUUAGAGCAAAAAUAUCCUUAUGCUUUAUUAAUUUAGUUUGUAAAUAGCAAAUGAAAAAAUAACUGUAGAUGAAUACAUUAUAUAUAUAUAUAUAUAUAUAUAUA
Messenger RNA from Xyrauchen texanus (razorback sucker), 1111 nucleotides. RefSeq names its product complexin-1-like. Gene Ontology annotation, cellular component: terminal bouton; SNARE complex. Gene Ontology annotation, biological process: synaptic vesicle exocytosis; neurotransmitter transport; regulation of neurotransmitter secretion. The transcript has 4 exons. Lineage: Eukaryota; Metazoa; Chordata; Actinopteri; Cypriniformes; Catostomidae. Gene Ontology annotation, molecular function: syntaxin binding. The coding region runs from base 364 to 768 and encodes 134 amino acids. The record is from RefSeq and is a predicted model, not a curated record.